Molecule: messenger RNA, 3892 nt
Organism: Conger conger (European conger)
Lineage: Eukaryota; Metazoa; Chordata; Actinopteri; Anguilliformes; Congridae
Gene: fgd
Product: faciogenital dysplasia
Exons: 19
Coding region: 324-2987 (887 amino acids)
Biological process (GO): cytoskeleton organization; filopodium assembly
Cellular component (GO): cytoplasm
Molecular function (GO): metal ion binding; guanyl-nucleotide exchange factor activity
Source: RefSeq, a predicted model, not a curated record
UUGACGAAAGGAAGGAGGACGGAGCCGGGAGAAGUGAAUGGAUCAAUGCACAAAUGAAAGAAAGAAAUUGGCUCCGAGGAAAGACAGCUCCCUCGAUGAGAGAUAAGCGUUAUUCAAAACGCGAUGUACUCAUUAGAAUCCGUAGUGGGGACUGAAGUUGGCAACAAGAAGGGAAAAAGUGGACUUUGAAGUCGGACUACUCCUUCGUUUGAUUUCGUUCUGGGAAGCAGUAAUAGUGCCGUGCAGUGCUUCCAGUUUGAGCUUCUCAACCAGUCCUGUUCUGGAAGGAGUACUUUUACCACAGCACAACAACUGUCGUCGAGAUGCAGGGAGUUUCAACAACUGCAGAGCUCCCUCCCUCCACCGUACAGACUGAGUGUGGACCUGCAGACUCCCUGCUGCUGGGAAGGAUUGCCGCCCACCCCUCCAGACCAUGUCACAGCCAUCUGACUGGCAGGCACUACUCCGAGCCUGCCGCCCCAUCGAGGAGGCCCCCCGUACAGAAACCCCAAGUGCCUCCUAAACCGCCACACCUGCUCGGACAGGGGCCGGAUAACAGGCGCAAGUGGAUCCCUCCCGCCCCGUCUCGGCCACUGCCCGCCACCCCACCCAAGCCCAGCAAGACCCCCACCCCUCAGGGGAGGGGGGAGGAGAAGGAGUCUGCCAAAAGUGUCUGCCUCCUCAUCGAGAAAUUUGAAAACUCCAGAGUGCCAAUACUUGGUGUUCCCUGGAGAGCUCAGCUCCACCUGUCCCUGAGUAUGGACACUGCACUGGACCCCGCCGAGCCCCCAGAGACGCGGCUGGGGACGGGGGACUCCUCCGACGCCUCCCUGGGAGAUAAACUUGCACUUAGCGUCUCGGACAGGAUGGGCGAUGUCACAGACCUCUCCGGGUUCGGCGCCCUGCGAAUCGACGGCGUGGGGGCCGCGGUUGCCGGGGACGAGCGCGGCGGGGGUGCCGGAGACGGCGAUGGCACAGAGGGCUCCUGUGAGCUCAAUGACAAUCAGGCCACGGAGCAGAACGGGAACGGGAAAAUUCCCAACAGGGACAGCGGGAUCGACAGCCCGUCCUGCAACGUGGAGGGAGAGGUGUUCCCCAACGAGGACGCCAUCGACGAGGAGGACCAGAGCGUGACGGAGACCGAGACGGAGCUGGAGAGCGAGGCCAGGGCCGCCAUCGGCAUGGGCAGCAAGAGAGACUCCACGCAGGACGAAGACAGCGACAUGGACGAGGGCAGCAGCGGGGAGCAGGAGGGGACAGAGGGGCUGAAGAGCGAGCAGCCCAGUGAGUCGUCCAAGUGCUCAGAGUCCCAGAAACUCCUCAACAUUGCCAGAGAGCUCCUGCAGACAGAGGAGGCCUACGUCAAGAGGCUCCACCUCCUGGAUCAGGUAUUUUGCACUAAAUUAACAGAAGCUGGAAUUCCACACGACGUGAUCACUGGAAUCUUCUCCAACAUUUCUUCCAUAUAUUGCUUCCACGGCCAGUUCCUCCUUCCGGAGCUGAAGACCCGGAUCACCGACGAGUGGAACUCCAUCCCUCGUAUUGGGGACAUACUCCAGAAGCUGGCCCCUUUCAUGAAGAUGUAUGGGGAGUAUGUAAAGAACUUUGACCGUGCCAUGGAUCUCGUCAACACAUGGACACUGCGGUCCUCUCAGUUUAAGAGCGUGGUUCAGAAUAUCCAGAAACAGGAUGUGUGUGGGAACCUGACUCUGCAGCACCACAUGCUGGAACCCGUGCAGCGCAUACCGCGCUACGAGAUGCUCCUGAAGGACUACCUGAAGAAGCUGCCUGACGAUGCGCUCGACAGGAAGGACGCAGAGAAGGCCCUGGGGCUCAUCUCUACUGCAGCCAACCAUUCCAACGCUGCCAUCAGGAAGAUGGAGAAGAUGAACAAGCUUCUGGAGGUGUACGAGCGACUCGGGGGAGAGGAGGACAUUGUGAAUCCAGCCAAUGAGCUCAUUAAAGAGGGUCACAUCAAGAAGAUGUCAGCCAAGAACGGCACAGCCCAGGACAGAUAUCUGUAUCUGUUCAACAACAUGGUGCUGUACUGCGUGCCAAAGCUGAGGCUGAUAGGGCAGAAGUUCAGUGUCAGAGAAAGGAUUGACAUCGCCGGCAUGGAGGUCCAAGAAAAAGUUAAACACAACUUGCCUCACACGUUUGCCAUCAUCGGGAAACAGAGGUCUCUUGAAUUACAGGCCAGGACUGAAGAGGAAAAGGGAGAUUGGAUUCAGGUAAUCUUGGCCACCAUCGAGAGGCAUAAACAAAACAGCGAGACGUUCAACAAGGCCUUCAACAGCUCCUUCUCACGGGAGGAUGAGCAGCUGCCUGAGUCUCCGGGAUUCUGGAGCAGUACGUCCAUAGACUCAGAUGGAGGCAUACACGAGCGCAAGAGCUCCAGAAAGAAGGAGCAGACGUGUAAAGGCUGCAACGAGAGCUUCCACUCCAUCACCAAGCGCCGGCACCACUGCAAAGCCUGUGGAGCGGCAAUCUGUGGGAAAUGCUCGGAGAUGAAAACCUCGGAUAACAAGACCAGCCGCGUGUGCCGGGAUUGUUUUGGCGGGAUGGGGGGCCAGGGGCCGGAGGGGGCCGUGCCCGCAGGGGAGCAGAGGAAGAAAGCGGCGGUGGAGAAGCAGAACUCGUUGGGAACAGAAAACUGCCUCUUCAGCAGCUAUCUCCAAGUUCAGGAGAAGGGGAAGAGCUGGACCAAAGCCUGGGCGGCGGUCACGAAGACCGAGCCUCUAGUCCUGUACCUGCAGACAAGCGGUCAGGAGGGGCGGGGUGCCCGGGCGAUCUCCCUGCCAGGCUACGAGGUGACCUCCCUGCCAGGGUACGUCUUCAAGCUCUGCCACGGCCAGCAAUCGCUCCAACUCAGUGCCCAGGACUGCGAGUUACAGACCAAGUGGAUGGAGAUUCUUACCCGAGCAGCCAAGGGGGAGGCUCCCUCAGAGACGCCCGUCUGCCUGGCUGAGUUCAGAAAGAGCCAAUAGUGCGGCGCCACUGAGGCCUUUGGACCCUCCCCCGCCCAAGGCCCCGCCCCCACCCUGUGUACAGCACACAUUACUUGAAUUCACUUUACCUUGGCACUUUUAUUUUGUUUUUUUCUUAAGGAACUCCUCCCCCCUGACCCAUCCUCCCAUCAUAUUUGUAUUUGUGGUUUUAUAUAUAUAAUAUUUCUCCGCAGUUUGUGGAGGAAAAUCUUUUGAAUCCUUUUUUUUUGUAUUAUAGCAUAAGAUAAUGUAGAAGGCAUUCAUUAAACUGUGGUUUUUAUUUGUUUCCCCCCACCCAUCUUCUCAGUUACCUGUACAUUGUGCGACCAUUUUGUGAAGCAUUAACCCACGCCCGUGUUUCUGCUCAUGCGUGUUUCAGUAUUGACUCAGUGGUUAAAGCUCCGCAUCCCACCCCAGUCAUCUCAGUGGCUGCUCUGUGAUGAAUGUACAGUGUGAAUAGUGUGUCAUUAGGACCCGAAGCUCCAUUUUAAGUUAUGCAAUGUGAACGUUUGUGGCUGGCCACUGGAUGCUCCCUCUGACACACCCUAACCCCACCCCCCUCUCUGCGAGAUGGCCCCCUCAUUCAUUCACCACGACGACUGCUCCUUGAGGUAUGGUCUCCUGGUGCAGUCGUUUGAAACCAUGGGAACAACAAGUACUGUACAUUACAAUCCCAUGAAUGAGAACAGUCUAGGUGUAGAGGACUUCUACUGUAUGUGCAUGGUAAUCCACGUAUUUAUGUGCUGUCCCUUCAGACAGACUUGUUCAGGUUCCCGUUCUGAAUUGCAUUGUUGUAGUAAAUGAACAGAGUCAGUAUUACAUGUCUAACCAGGACCGUGCUAAUGGAAAAGCAUACAGUGCAGGCAUAUCAUUAAUGCAAAUAAAAAGGCACAUGGAUCACAAAA